Messenger RNA from Nicotiana attenuata, 1158 nucleotides. RefSeq lists its product as uncharacterized. The transcript has a single exon. The record is from RefSeq and is a predicted model, not a curated record. NCBI's taxonomy places the organism in Eukaryota, Viridiplantae, Streptophyta, Magnoliopsida, Solanales, Solanaceae. The coding region runs from base 1 to 1158 and encodes 385 amino acids.
AUGCAAACUCCUCCAGGUCUUGAAGUGUCCUCUUCACACCUAGUGUGUAAACUAAAUAAAUCACUUUAUGGUCUAAAGCAGGCAAGUAGGCAGUGGUAUGAUAAACUAACUGAAGUGCUGUAUUCCAGAGGGUAUGUGCACUCCAUGCAUGAUUAUUCCUUAUUUUACAGAAAACAGAACUCCUCUGUUGUUUUUGUAGCAGUAUAUGUGGAUGAUGUGUUGCUCACAGGGACUGAUUCUAAAGAAAUUGAUCAGCUCAAAGUUUUCUUACAUGAUAAGUUUAAAAUCAAAGAUUUGGGACAGCUGCAUUACUUCUUGGGGCUGGAGAUCCUUUACAAGUCAGAUGGCAUUGUUGUAUCUCAAAGGAAGUUUGUUUUAGACUUAUUGAAAGACUAUGAAUGUCUCCAUUGUCCACCCCUGACUUCUCCUCUGGAUCCUACAAUCAAGCUGAAAGCCAAACAGGGAACCCCACUUUCUGAUCCUACUUUCUAUAGAAAGUUAAUUGGCAAGUUAAAUUUUCUCACCAAUACCAGGCUGGACAUAGCUUAUGGGGUUCAGCAUCUCAGUCAAUUCAUGCAAGAUCCUAGGGAGCCCCAUUUGAAGGCAGCCUAUCGCAUGUUGAGAUACCUAAAAGGAGAUCCCACUUUGGGUCUUUAUUUCAGAAAUGAAGGUGAUCUUUCUCUGACUGCAUAUUGUGACUCUGAUUGGGCAGCCUGUCCAGAUUCCAGAAGGUCUGUAUCCGGGUACAUUGUGUUCCUAGGUGGAAGCCCAAUAAGUUGGAAGUCCAAGAAACAGGAAACUAUUUCACUCUCCUCAGCAGAAGCAGAAUAUAGAGCUCUCAGAAAGGUUGUUGGUGAGCUUGUUUGGCUGUCCAGGCUACUUGAAGAACUUACAGUGUCACCUCAUCUACCCAUACCUGUCCAUUGUGAUAGUUUAUCUGCUCUACACAUUGCUAGGAACCCUGUCUUCUAUGAAAGAACCAAGCAUAUUGAAGUGGAUUGCCAUUUUGUGCGCACCAAGCUCCAAGAGGGUCUCAUUUCACUACAUCACAUUGGGACUGGUCAACAACUUGCUGACGUUCUCACUAAAGCCCUCACUGGAAUCAAACAUUCUUCUGUACUUGGCAAGUUGGGUGUGACACCUUCACCUCCAACUUGA